AUGGCUGGGGAACGUGAUGCUCGUGCGAAGGAGCGUGCAACCCUACGUAGGGACCAAGCUAUCGCUCGGAUUCGUCAGAUACAUGUAUUGGCUACAAGCUCAGCCACUGAUGAAGCUAGUCGAGCUCAAUUAGCUGUGGCUAUUGUUGACAUUGAUAGUCUGUGGGCCAACUUUCUCGUUGAGAACAAUAAUCUUCUAGAGAUACUUUCCGAAUUGGAUUUGUUGGGGGAGUUCUCUGUGAACGUAGAAACUGAGACCCGUGCUUUGGUGGUAGAAGCUAAGGCCUUGUAUAAGGCAUCUCAACCAACUUCAGCCUUUAGCGUCGGUACCGUUCAACAGGUAACGUACGAGGGCAUAGUCGAUCAUGCAAGCUCUUCUGCAGAGGGGUCAUCCAAGGAUUGCCCAGCAGCUCAGUCAUCGAUGGCUUUGACACCUGUGAGGUUACCUGAAAUCCCCCUUCCAUCUUUCGACGGUGAUUGCCAGAAUUGGCCAGCUUUUAGGGACAUGUUCAGCCACAUGGUGGCGAAUAAUAAAAACAUUUUGAAUGUAACUAAGUUUUACUACCUGGUAGGGUGUCUGCACUCCGACCCACAAGAAGUGAUAAAGGGUUUUUCUGUGUCAGACGAGUCCUUUACUCUUGCUUGGGAUGCGUUGAUCGAACGCUACGAUAAACCGCGCAGGUUGGCGUCGUCAAUCAUAGAUAAGUUGAUAGCCGCUCCCGUCGCGAAUUCUGAAAAUCUUGCAGCUCUGCAAACCUUCAUGUCGGUCUUUGAUGAGAACGUUACAAUCCUGGAGUCGCUUCAGAUUCCGGAUUUAGCGUCGUUUUUGUUAUUUUCGUUGGCUGCUAGGUGUUUACCUACAGUAUCAAGGCGCCUGUUCGAGGCUGAAAAUGAGGAAGAAUACCCGUCGAUUCAUGGCGUGAUCAAGUUCAUUAAAACGAGAAUCCAGGUCCUCGAGAAUGCUGGUCUGCAGCCGUCAGGAAGCUCAUCCAAGACGGCCAACGUCAAGAAGCCUGGUUUUCGUCGGGAAACGAAGACCGCAUUAGUAUCGACAUCCAAACCCCAUUCGUCCAAAGCUACGUCAACCAAAUCUACUUCGACCUCAUGUUACGUUUGUUCCGGUGCUCACCAGCUUGCCGAUUGUGCGAAAUUUAAGGCUUGCUCGGUCGAUGAACGCUACAAGAUAGUGUGCACGCAUCGCCUUUGCAUGGUCUGCUUGAUCCACGGGCACAUGUCGUUUAAGUGUCCCUCUUCGUGCUCCAUAUGCAAGAGGCGCCAUCAUGCGCUACUACAUCGAGACCAUGAACCAACGAAAUCCGCUCCUCCGGCCGCCAUGUUAGGCCGCCAACAAGUCCCAACGGUCUUACUAGGGACAGCUUUGGUCCAUGUACGAGAUACCAUUGGCAGUUGCCAAACAGUGCGUGCUCUGAUCGAUUCGGCCUCGCAGAUCAGUGCCAUUACAUCGGCUUGCUGUAACCGAUUGGGAUUACAGCCCUCGCGAUGGACAGUACCUGUAACUGGUCUUUCCGGCCAAAGGGUUCCGGAGGUGCAGGGCAUUGUUCAGCUGACGAUCCAGCCAAGGGACAGCCCAACGCCGGCGAUCAAGGUCAAACCGUGGGUGUUGUCUUCAAUCACGUCAAAUAUGCCAGCUCGACAAUUGCCAGCCCAGGUACGAGCCAAAUGCAGUCAUCUGACAUUGGCUGAUCCAAGCUUCGAUGAGCCAGCUCCAGUCGAGAUGCUCAUUGGCGCUGAUAUUUUCCCCCAAGUUUGGAAAAACAAGUGCAGUUCGCUGGGUCCAGGUUUCCCUUCCACUUACAGCUCGGUAUUUGGUUGGGUGCUGAUUGGUCCAGUGCAAGACCAUCCGGAUAUUGGCGCGCAGGCCAUGUUGGUGUCAUUGGUAUCGUCCAUGGAGUCCAUCAUGGAAAGGUUUUGGAGGAUUGAAGAACCUGAAGCUGCUCCGCCUCAGUUCACCGAAGAUGGAUUGUGUGAAGAAUUGUUCAACUCGGAGAUGCGCAGGGAUUCUCGAGGUCGGUUCGCGGUACCGCUUCCCUUCCGCAACGGCCGUCCAGUCAAAGAUUUCCCUGGUUCACGACAAGUGGCGCUAAACAGAUUCCUGCAGCUGGAAAGAAAACUAGCAGCCGAUGAAGUCCUUUACAAUGCAUAUCGCAAGUUCAUGCUCGAUUACGAGAGCCUAGGUCAUAUGACUCUCGCAGAAGGUCCUGGUCAAUACUUCAUUCCCCAUCAUGCGAUUCAGAAAUCCGAAGGGGACAGUGUCAAACUGAGAGUGGUGUUUGACGCAUCGGCGAAAUGCCAUUCGGGCGUCUCUCUCAAUCAAUGUUUGUUGGUCGGGCCGAAACUGCAGCAGGACAUCGUUGAUGUUCUGAUUGGAUUCCGCGUACACAAAGUGGCCUUCACCACGGAUAUCUGCAAGAUGUAUCGCCAGAUCGAGGUGCUGCCUCAAUAUCGGGGCUACCAAUACAUCCUGUGGAGGGACUCGUCACAAGCAUCGCUAAAAGAGUAUACACUUAAUACGGUCACGUAUGGAGUAAAUACUGCGCCUUAUUUAGCGUUACGGGUCCUCCGCUACAUCGCCGACACGGAAUGUGAAAAUUUCCCGGAUGUGAAAAGGGCGCUGCGCCAUCAGACUUAUAUGGAUGAUAUAUGUGUGGGUGCGGAGUCGUUGGAAGCUGCUAAAACGCUUCAAUCGAAUCUAAUCAACACCCUCGCCAGAUCCGGGUUGGAGUUGAAGAAAUGGGCCAGCAACACAUCAGAAUUGCUGGAACACCUACGUCCUGAAGAUUGCUCUGGAAAUCCGCUAGCAUUUGAGCAAAAUGAUGCUACGCACGUAUUGGGAAUGCGGUGGAAUCACGAUCAAGAUUAUUUCUCAUUCAGCAUUAACAAUUUCAAGAUGAUCCCUACCAAACGGGGAGUGUUGUCUAUGAUCGCCAGAAUCUUUGAUCCACUAGGUCUGUUGGCGCCAGCAACGUUUCAUGCCAAGUCGAUCAUGCAACGUGUGUGGAUCGCACAAAUUGGUUGGGACGAUCAACUCCCAUCGGAUAUAGCUGAAGAGUGGUGUGACUUCUAUCAUUCUUUAGGUUGGCUGGUCGGAAUUAAGAUCCGACGCUACAUCGGCUGCUCCGCUGGAUGUACCUAUGAUUUGUGCGGUUUCUCUGACGCGUCCACGAAAGGGUAUGCAGCGGUCGUUUACCUUCGUGUCACUCCAAAGUCAGGAAGUGUUGGUGUUUAUCUUCUCGGGUCCAAAACGAAGUUGGCCCCAAUGAAAACCUCGUCGGUCCCACGGCUCGAAUUGAGCGGAGCGGUGCUACUUGCUCUAUGGUUGGGACGAAUUAAACGCGCUCUGGAACCCCAAAUAGAGAUUUCGAAUGUCUUCGCAUGGUCGGACUCAACCAUUGUGCUCUCAUGGUUGAGCAACACUCAUACCUCGUUUAAGACUUUCGUAUCCAACCGUAUUUUCCAAAUCCAAACCACGAUUCCUGGUUGCCAGUGGUUACAUGUUCGGUCGGAGAAUAACCCUGCAGAUUGUGCUUCUCGAGGACUUCGUCCGUCUGAGCUCAAGGAGGCGACGUUGUAUUGGAAGGGACCCACCUUUCUUGUAUCCAGUGUCGACAGUUGGUCAACGGGGAUUAGCAAAUUAUCUCUGGAUCAGCUGCCGGAAGUGCAGCUUGUGUGUGUAUUGGCGCAAAGCCACCCUCCAGAAGAAUGGUAUGCUCGGUUCUCUUCUUUCGACCAUAUGAUCCGGGUAGUUGCUCAACUUCGCCGUUUCGUAUCGAGGUGUCGUAAGACAGAUGUCGAGACCGGGUUCUUGAAGCAGUCCGAGCUAGACGCUGCUUUAAUCACGGUCGUGAAAAGUGCCCAGAGCCAUUUUUUUCGUGACGUCAUCUGCAAUUUAAACCGUGGUGAGGAAGUUCAGCGUAAAGGGAUUGCUCGUCUUUCUCCGUUCUUGGAUUCACACGGGGUAGUUCGUGUAGGAGGUCGCCUUCAAAACACAAAUUGGUCGGAACGUCGGAGGCACCCGAUACUGAUACCGAAGGAAGCUCAUUUGGCAGUGCUCGUUACUCGCCAUUGGCAUAGCUACGCGUGCCAUGCCGGUCCGAGGUUACUAAUCGCUCUUGUUCAGAGGCGGUUCUGGGUCGUCGGCAUUCGCCUUGUGGUCCAUCGGGUGAUUCGCAGAUGCAUAAUAUGUGCUAGGAUCAAGCCCGUAAACCCUCAACCAAUGAUGGCUGAUCUGCCUAGGUUUCGCGUCCAGGAAGCUCACCCGUUUUCCGUAGUUGGGAUAGAUUACGCAGGUCCCUUGCAAAUGAAGGAACUUAGCCUGCGAAAGGCCCGUAUCGCAAAGGUAUACAUUGCUGUAUUCGUCUGCAUGACCACCAAAGCGGUGCACUUGGAAUCAGUGUCAGCCCUUUCGACCGAAGCCUUCCGAUUAACGUUAGACAGAUUCGUGGCUCGUCGUGGUCUGCCGUCGUCGAUUUAUUCAGAUUGUGGUACCAAUUUUGUCGGUGCAGCGAGGCAGCUGCGUCUAUUAGUCAAUCACCCGGAUAAUAGGGAUCAGUUAUCCGGACAUAUUGCUUGCGAAUGGCAUUUUAAUCCUCCUGGUGCUCCCCAUUUUGGAGGAAUUUGGGAAGCUGCCGUGAAAUCGGCUAAGUCACUGCUACUUCGAGCCAUGAAUUCCCAAGUUUGGACGUUAGAGGAGUUCACAACGGUGUUGUGUCGGGUAGAGGCUGCCUUGAACUCGCGUCCUUUAGCACCAGCAUCAUCUGAUCCAAAUGACUUGGAGUGCUUAACACCCGGUCAUUUUUUG
Messenger RNA from Acyrthosiphon pisum (pea aphid), 4818 nucleotides. RefSeq lists its product as uncharacterized. The annotation marks the transcript as partial. Lineage: Eukaryota; Metazoa; Arthropoda; Insecta; Hemiptera; Aphididae. Gene Ontology annotation, molecular function: nucleic acid binding. Gene Ontology annotation, biological process: DNA integration. The record is from RefSeq and is a predicted model, not a curated record. The transcript has a single exon.